UUCACAGGUUUUUCUCCUCUUCUCGUCUCUGGCUCUCUCCCUCGCUGCUUUUCGUCCUUGUCCGACCCUUGGUCAAAAGCCCCUCUUUUCGCCCGACCUCCCCAUUCGCAGAAAGCCUCGAUUGAGCAUUCUGCUCGUUCCGCGUUUUUUGGUUUUCGAAUCAUCCUUGGAGCCUUGCCUUCCUCACCAAUCUCUUGCAAACUCAAGAGGUCCCCGAUUCUCAAACUUUCACCACCUCCCCUCCAUAACUUUCGGACUGUUCUCGCCUUGAUUGUCGAGGGCGCCGACAUCCGCAACAAACUUGUCUCACUCAACUCUACUCAUGGGUAACCGCUGCUCAGACAUGUCUCGCCCACCAGCCGAGACGGUCGUGGCGCGCCGUGGCGCGUCGUUGGUUUCCGAUCCUUCGCGCAAGACAUGCAAUGGCUGCCGCACAUGCGGCACAAACGGACACAGCAGCUCGAGCAGCAUAUCGUCGAGCAGUCGCAACAGCCUCUCCGAGCACGGCGAUCCCAUGCAAGACUACGACGCUGACGCAGAGCUCGACAUUCGCGAUCUCCACUACCCCGUGUAUUGCAAAAGCUCCGCCGACACAAGCCGCCUCAACACGUGGGUGGACAUUACCAACCGCUCCGACCAGUACCUGCCCAGCGUUCGUUCUGGGCACACUGCCGUCUGCACGGCUACACACAUGUACGUCUUUGGCGGCUACCACGAGCGCCAAUGCUUUUCGCAAGUCUACCGCAUGCACUUGAUUUCCCGCGAGUGGCGACGACUGAAUUGUGUCGGCGACAUUCCCGCCGAAUCCGCCUCGCACUCGAUGCUGGUCGUGGGCAACUACCUCCUGUCGUUUGGCGGCUCUGGCGCACACUUUGGCUCGAGCAACUCGAAUCGCCUCACAAUGUGCGAUCUCAACACGGGCGUUUGGACUCGCAUCAACGCAACGGGCACCCUCCCGAGCCCCCGCUACGGCCAGUCGAUGGUGCGCAUCCGCAAUUAUCUCUACGUGUUUGCAGGCACCUCGGGCAUGACCUUUUUCAACGACCUCUUCCGGUUCAACUUGGACACGUUUGUCUGGGACAAGAUUACCGCGCCCGGUGCGCCCUCCGAGCGGUACCGUCACGAGGCUGUCUCGAUUGGCGAUCGCUGCUAUGUCAUUGGCGGCGGCUCGCCCAACGCCAGCGCCGACCUGCUCGAGGAAAUUUAUUCGUUUGAUCACGUCUCGCAAACAUGGCAAAAACACAAGUGCCGCCCAAAGCCGCUGCCUCCGUCGCAGCAGCAACAGCAACAGCAACAACAGCAACAACAGCAGCAGCCAACAACAUCGGAACAGACCGAUGGUGAAAAUGCCCAGCCUCAAUCUGCCGACACUUUGGCCUUUUCCGCAUCGCAAGAGGCGCAGCGCGCCGGCGCCGCUGCCGGAACGCUGCCAAUGGACACAACGCCCGACUCGCAGCCCGUGUCCGACCAGAAUGGCGGCGUGGCCACCGCCCCGACCGCCAACGCAGCCCCGUUGACACAACACCAGCUGCAGAUGCAGGCACGCAUCCCUGCGUGCCGAAGAGCCCACUCUUGCGUCGCCUACAAUGGCUGCAUUUACAUGUACGGCGGAAUCGGAGCCUCCCAACUCUUUGACGACUUGUGGAAGCUCGACACUCGCACCUUUACAUGGGAGAUUGUCGACGCGGGUUCUGGUGCAGCACCGACGCUGGCGUCGCUCACGGCGCUGCAGCACUUGCCGCCAAACCAUCCUGCUGUCAUCCAGCACUUGCAAAUGCAAGUUGCUCAGCAGCAGCAGCAGCAGCAACCGCAGCAGCAGCCGCAGACCCGCACACCCCCUCACCGCGGCAGCAUCACCAGCGGCUCUGCGGCCAUCGCGCCCAACUCGGCCACCAAUGCCUUGGCCGUACAGAGUCAAGGCCUGAGUACCUCGAGUGGCAAGCUGCCGCACGAGCUGACCCGUCCAGGCGCCCGGUAUUUCCAUUCUGCCUGCAUUUCGCCCAGCGGCGAGAUGCUGCUCUUUGGCGGCUGCAAGGACAUGAUUGGCCUUCACCGAUGGAACGAUGUGCACAGCAUACGCGUUGCCACCCCAUCCUUGGCGGAGCUGUGCAUGCACGCCGUCACUGACGUCUUGCAUCACGACUGCCGUCAAUGGCAGCUUGUUCCUCCACACUUGCAAGAUUCCCUCGGAGAUUUGGAGGUUUUGCGUGAAAAGUACCAGCCCGCAUGAGCAAUCCAGUUCGUCCUAUUCGUUCUGUUGUCAAAAUGUUUUUCCUUGGUCCCGUUUUUGUCGUCGAGCAUCACGGCUUUCGUUUGCAAAGUGUAAAUUUCUUCAAGUCUUGCAUCUGGUUUUGCUCGUCGUCCCUGUUUUCCGUUUUGAGCUUUUUUAUUUUCCUAAAUCGCUUGUUAAUUCCUCCCCCCCUCCUCCACGCUGCUCGUGCUUGUAAACUCGAUUUUUGGUUGACUGUGAGCAGCGGUUUUCGAAUGAAACAAUCACCGAAAUAUUGCAUUCCUUGGUUUAUCAAUGUAGCACAUGGGCAAAAGCGAGAGUAGUGGC
Molecule: messenger RNA, 2557 nt
Organism: Capsaspora owczarzaki ATCC 30864
Lineage: Eukaryota; Filasterea; Ministeriida; Capsasporidae
Exons: 1
Coding region: 323-2230 (635 amino acids)
Biological process (GO): positive regulation of stress-activated MAPK cascade
Molecular function (GO): protein binding
Source: RefSeq, a predicted model, not a curated record